This is a messenger RNA of Nerophis ophidion (straightnose pipefish), 6852 nucleotides long. Its product is annotated as coiled-coil domain-containing protein 149-like. The transcript is spliced from 13 exons. The coding region runs from base 159 to 1592 and encodes 477 amino acids. The record is from RefSeq and is a predicted model, not a curated record. NCBI's taxonomy places the organism in Eukaryota, Metazoa, Chordata, Actinopteri, Syngnathiformes, Syngnathidae.
CGCACGUGAUUGGUUGAGACAGACACACGUCACAAGCUUGACGGAAGUGAAGCAACGUCUCUGCCUAAUCUGUCCUCUUCAAGCUACAAACAUGGCCAUUAAACACGCGUCCGUUGAAUAUUCGCCGUCGUAAAGGUUUUAGUUUACGUUUAAGUGGCAUGGAUCCGUCGCCGAGGAGUGAAGAUGAAUGGCAAGGAAUGGUCAACGAGUUCCUCAUUUGUAAGCGCAAGUUGGAAAGCAAGAAGGAAGCGCUCCUGAUCCUGUCCAAGGAGCUGGACAUGUGCCAGCAGGAGCGGGAUCAGUACCAGCUGAUGGCCAAUCAGCUUCGAGAGCGCCACCAAGGACUCAAGAAGAAGUACAGAGAACUCCUAGAUGGAGAUCUGUCUUUGCCCCCUGAAAAGCGCAACCAAGUGAAUUUAGCUCAGCUCCUGAGAGACUCCAAAGAAAAAAGCAAUGCUCUUAGUGAGGAGGUGAAGGAGCUGAAACAACGGCUGGCAGAAGCACAGGGAGACAACAAGCUGUUGCGGAUGACCAUCACCAAGCAGAGGCUGGGAGACGACGAGGUGGGAGCUCGCCACUUCCCAGCGCACGAGCGCGAGGACCUGGUCCAACAGCUGGAGAGAGCCAGAGAGCAGAACCAGGUGCUGGAGCACAGUGUGACAUCUCUCAGCGACGAGCUGCAGGACGUACAGGCGGAGCGCCACGUCUUCCAGCAGAAAGCUCACCGCCUCAACGUGGAGAUGAACCACAUGGUGGGCAACGACGCAGUGCGGAUCGUGGACAUCGAUGCGCUCUGCAUGGAGAACAGAUAUUUGCACGAUCGCCUGUGUCAACUUUUGGAAGAGGUUGCCUUGCUCAAAACGAAUCUGGGCAAAUACAAGAGUGCAUUGGAGUGCAGGAAGAACACCAAAGCGUGUGGGAAGACUAACAGUAGUGCACUCACUGGAGUGCUCUCAGCUAAACAAGUGAAGGAGCUGCUGUCUGAGGAAGGCGGCUGCACGUUGCCCGUUACUUCCCAGUCCAUCUCGGACCUCAAGUCUCUGGCCAGCGCUCUCCUAGAGACCAUCCACGAGAAGAACAUGCUGAUUCAGCACCAGCGGCAAAUUACCAAAGUGCUUGGAAGUCGAGUUGCAGAACUGGAAAAAAAGCUCAAAACUUUGGAGACGUCUGGAGUGUGGAGCCUGCCAGGCCUCACUUACCACGUGUCUGUGGGCAUUCGUGGAAAGCGGACAGAGCUGCAAGCAAGCCACACAACAGGAGAGUCAGAAAAGAAGACUUCGUCAGGUGUGCCGACACCAGAGAGCAGAACGGCAACAGAACCUCCUGGGACGCCACCACCACCUUUAUCUUCGUCAUCAUCAUCCUCCUCCUCAUGGGAGGAGCCAGUGGAGCAUCAGACAAGUAGGGAGGGGCUUCCUGAAGGUGACAUGAACACAGUCUUCCAACCAAAGCAGCCCUCAGUGACAUGUGACCUCACCAAAAGAGGAGGAGCUAAAGAGGAAGAGGGAGUAGAGAGUUUGGAAACAGAAUGCAUCAUCGUAGAGGAACGUGGCCACCAGCAGCAGGACCACAAUACUCCACCUUCUCCUUGACAAGACACCUGUCAGCACACAGUACACCAGGAAGUCCACUGAGGGCCACACAAAGUACACCAGGAAGUCCACUGAGGGCCACACACAGUACACCAGGAAGUCCACUGAGGGCCACUCACUGUACACCAGGAAGUCCACUGAGGGCCACACACUGUACACCAGGAAGUCCACUGAGGGCCACACACUUUACACCAGGAAGUCCACUGAGGGCCACACACAGUACACCAGGAAGUCCACUGAGGGCCACACACUGUACACCAGGAAGUCCACUGAGGGCCACACACUUUACACCAGGAAGUCCACACACAGCACACCAGGAAGUCCACUGAGGGCCACACACAGUACACCAGGAAGUCCACUGAGGGCCACACACAGUACACCAGGAAGUCCACUGAGGGCCACACAGUGUACACCAGGAAGUCCACUGAGGGCCACACACAGUACACCAGGGAGUCCACUGAGGGCCACACACUGUACACCAGGAAGUCCACUGAGGGCCACACACAGUACACCAGGAAGUCCACUGAGGGCCACACAGUAUACACCAGGAAGUCCACUGAGGGCCACACAGUGUACACCAGGAAGUCCACUGAGGGCCACACACAGUACACCAGGAAGUCCACUGAGGGCCACACACUGUACACCAGGAAGUCCACUGAGGGCCACACACUUUACACCAGGAAGUCCACUGAGGGCCACACACAGUACACCAGGAAGUCCACUGAGGGCCACACACAGUACACCAGGAAGUCCACUGAGGGCCACACACAGUACACCAGGAAGUCCACUGAGGGCCACACAGUGUACACCAGGAAGUCCACUGAGGGCCACAACUUUACACCAGGAAGUCCACUGAGGGCCACACACAGUACACCAGGAAGUCCACUGAGGGCCACACACAGUACACCAGGAAGUCCACUGAGGGCCACUCACUGUACACCAGGAAGUCCACUGAGGGCCACACACUGUACACCAGGAAGUCCACUGAGGGCCACACACUUUACACCAGGAAGUCCACAGAGGGCCACACACAGUACACCAGGAAGUCCACUGAGGGCCACACAGUGUACACCAGGAAGUCCACUGAGGGUCACACACAGUACACCAGGAAGUCCACUGAGGGCCACACACAGCACACCAGGAAGUCCACUGAGGGCCACACACACUACACCAGGAAGUCCACUGAGGGCCACACACUGAAACAUGAAAGCGUGCAGGGGCCGUUUUGAUAUUUGAUCAUUUCAAAACCAAUUCAAUAUAUAUUGUAAACUUUAGGGAUCCCCUCAAUGUUGGUGAACGUUAAAGUCCCCGGGGACCCAAAAGGGGAUCAGUCAUUCAAGUGUUAAAAAGAAAUCACAUAUUUAUUUAUUUAUUUUACUUUCAGUGCUUAUUUAUCAAUUAUUUUCAGAUCCAUCCGUUGGCAAAAAGGAUUUUUUUGUUUGUUUUAUGCCCUUUUGAUCAAAACCCCUCCUUUUUUAAAAGAAGCACAAAUCACGCAAUAUUUUCCUCAAAAAAAGGUUCAAAGUGGAACAUUUGAUGUGAAUUUAUUGGAGCCUUUAAUAGGUAAAUAAUUCCGAACAUUUAUUAUUUUUUGAGCAAUGGAAAGAAAUCUCACUUUAACGUCUCGGCCCUGUUAGAAAUAAGUCAUAUAUCAAUAUUUAUUAUUUUUACUUUCAACAUAAACUUCAGAUCUAUCCAUCAUUUAUGUGUUAUUCUUUUUUGAGCAGUGACAGUUUUAAAGUAAAAAAAGAGCCUCCACGGCAGUUUUUGGUUAGUAAUGUCUGUCAUGCAACAUUUUCCUGUUAUUUUUCUUGUAACAUUAUUUUGUAGACUAUUAUGAUGGCCGCUGAAGUUGGAAGAUCAAAACGUUUCGUAGCAAACAUAAAAAGAAUCCAUUGACAUCUUGAGGUGACAUGUGGCGCACUACUUGGCUGCAACCAGCAGAGGCGCUGUUGCAGGGCCUGUCUUAUUUACAGCUUUGUUUUAUUUGUGGAACAAUAUUGAAAAUAAUACAAUAUUUAAAAAUACCAAUGAAUUGAUUAAAUGAGAAAAUGUACAAUAUUUUCCGGACUAAAAGCCACUUUUUUUCCUACGCUUCGAUCACUGCGGCUAAUUUGUGGAUUUGCCUUCGUUAACGGCCGUAAUGUUUUUAUUCAACAAAACAAUUUUCAACACUGACAGAGACACUGCAAAUGUGUUUGUUUUGGAAGGGUUUGCUCACUCCAGGUGCUGCGGGUUGAAAAUGUACUUCCUGUUUGAACCUGCCUCGAACCGGAAGUAUAUUUCUUUUGGUCUCCUACUGGUCUAUAGUGUUUCUGCUCUAAAUGAUUCUUCAGCCCUCCGAGGGACGUUUGUAAGUUUUACAAUAUAACCAAAACAAUUUGUGCUUACUGAAUCGUCCCGUGUGUGAUGUCUGUAGGAGUGUUCUCAUGCAUAUUUGCACGUGCUGUCGUGAUGUAGUCAAGCUAGUGUCGUUAGCAUCAGCGGAUAUGCUAACACGUUUGCAAGUGUCUGUGUUAGGGUUAUUAACUUACAAUGGCAUUCUUUCCAUUUCUGUUUGGUAAGUUCACCAAAAACAUCAACGUUGAGUUACCAAGUGUGUUUCGCUGAUUGGAACGCUAGCUUCCGGAGGUAGUGGGUCCAUGACCAUGGCUUCUAUUUAGUUUGCCAUGUUAGAGGAAGGGUUUGGAAACAAUUAAGUUAUGUAAAUAAACAUAACAAAAUUGUCAGAAUAAUUGUGUGUAAGUUAUCACAAAACUUUCUGUUCCCAUAAGUUCCCGGCGAGCAGACAAAUACUGUCCUUGAUCUUACCGAGCAAAAGGCUUGUAAAACUCAACUGGGUACAAUGGGAAGCAACAUGAAAGUGUUGGUUUCUUUGAUCUAUUGUGAGCCACAGAAAGAUCUUGUCUUGACCCGAGAUCUACAAAGCGUAGAGGAAGCAGGACCUGACGCAAGCUCCAGGCAUCUUUUCUUUGAACUGUUUUGUGACCGACGGCACAGUUGUUUACGACCCCCUCCCCCUUGGAAAUAGCUGUUGCCAUGGAAUCAAGGAAAGCCUUUCGUCAAGAGCGUGGGACGACACUGUACAAGAGAACAGGUUUACGCACUCUCCUCAUUGAGCUCAAUCAAUAAAUGUUUAUUUAUAGAGCCCUAAAUCACAAGUGUCUCAAAGGGCUACACAAACCACAAAGACAUCCUCGGUAGAGCCCACAUACGGGCAAGGAAAAACUCACACCCAGUGGGCUGAAAUUGAAUCCUGUCUCUGUUUAAUUCCUUACUUCUUGUCUGUUUAAUAGAUGUCAUCGGUGUUUGAACCUGACAUCGUCUUGGUCAUUCCAUCAUGUCUGACGAUUCCAGCAGGGUGAGUGAAGGCAAACAUCUCCCGAUUGAGGAACUGCUUUUCUUCAGCCCGGCUGGAAUCUGAAGAUUGACGGGAAAACAGAGGACAAGAAGAAGGAACGCAGAGUUCAGUGAGUACGUUUUGAAUUACAAAGAAAGAGCGUGGUGGAAGACUGCACAAGAGUACAGCCCAUACGUUUCUCCUCAUUGAGCUAAAUUGAAUCCUGUCUCUGUUUAAUUCCUUGCUUCUUGUCUGUUUAAUAAAUGUCAUCUGUGUUUGAACCUGACAUCUUGGUCAUUCCAACAUGUCUGACGAUUCCAGCAGGGUGAGUGAAACAGAAGACCAUGGCAAACAUCUCCCGAUUGAGGAAUUGCUUUUCUUCAGCCCGGCUGGAAUCUGAAGAUUGACGGGAAAACAGAGGACAAGAAAGAAGGAACGCAGAGUUCAGUGAGUACGUUUUGAAUUACAAAGAAAGAGCGUGGUGGAAGACUGUACAAGAGUACAGCCCAGACGUUUCUCCUCAUUGAGCUAAAUUGAAUCCUGUCUCUGUUUAAUUAUUUGCAUCUUGUCUGUUUAAUAGAUGUCAUCGGUGUCUGAACCUGACAAAAAUCUUUCAUAAUUAAUGUAAAAAUAUUGAUUUCUUCUGAAGUUCGGUGGGUGCGGCUUAAAACAACGGUACGCUCUGUAGCCCGAAAAGUACGGUUGUUGAAUGUCCAUCACUUGUAGCCAAGAAGAAAAACCUCUUUUGAUAACAGGGGGGAAUAAAAAGACAACAGACCAAGAUUUAAACAUUUACAAGGUCGAUAUUUAAACAAAUCUACAUUAGUGGACUAUUAAAGGCAAACUCACAUGCUAUCUAUUGUUAUGUAAUUUAUUCCAAACUUGGUCAUACUUGAACUCCACGCUGCAGGUGAAUAUAUUUCAUGUAGCAAAGUGGCACUUCAUGCACUGAGUGUACUUUUCACACAGGAUCACUUUCACUUUGAGAAGGUGUCUCUGAAUAAUAGUUAAACUCUGCGCCUGCUGAUCUGCUGGAAGUUCACGUUCCAUUGCUGGGGUGUGCUCAUGCCAAUAACACAGCAGCCCAGCCUACGCCCCGCGUUCCCGUGCUGCAGACUUCCUGCGUCCCCCCCCCGUCCAAAGUCGUCCCUCCGCUCAUGGACCACCACUGAUCUCCCCAGCACAGACACAGCCCCGAACAGUGUGGCUUCAGACUCGAACGUGGCAGAGAUUCUGCCCUGCUGGGGCACAAAGUGUCCAAAGUCUCCCGGGUGGUUGGGGUGAGGAACCCCCCCAGGGUUGUAGUGUCCCCCCGUGGACUCGCACCCGCGCUGCAGGUCUCCAUACUGGUGGACGUGCACGGCCCGGGGCUCGCUGCCCUCGGGGAAGCCGUUGAAGCGGAGGAGGACUUUGAGCUUCCCCUGGGGGUAAUCCUGCUUGAAGAGGACCUGGCCGUAGACUUUGGGCAAACCCUGGGCCAGCGAGGAGCUGGGUCUCAUCUUACAGGCCGCAAACAGAGACCCAUUGUUUAGGAAGACCUCAGCUGGAGGUGACGUGUCCGCGGAGGUGCACACCAGCAGCAGCAGCACUGCUGCACGCCUGGGCCUGGAAGACAUGAAACACCUCACUUUAUGCAGGCACACCCCAAACACUUGACUGUCAGGGUGGUCCACUUUCAUAAUCCAAGGGAAUUUACUCACACCAAGUACACAACGACACCUUAGUGGAUCCCAGUUGAUACCAGAAAUAGUCAAGGAAUAUUUUAAAUUUAAAAAAGCAACUUAAUGUGCAUGUUCGAAAUAAAACACAACUUUUAGUGCUCUUUUAAUAAGAAAACAACCUGGUGUUUUCUUUAACACAAUUAUUGAUGUAUUUUUUUUAACAACAUGCUAGUGUUUAUUAAAAAUGUAAUAAAAACUU